AUACGUUAUUGUUUGAAAUAUUUUAUUUAAAGAAAACUAUUAAUAAUGGAUAUUUUCUGAUAAAUAAUAUAUAACAUUUCAAUUGUGUGCGUGUGUGUGUGCGUCUACGAUUCGUACUUAAAAAAUACUAGUCACCAGUAAAGAAAAUUCAAAAUGGUACGCUACACAGAAUUAAAAGGCUUGUACGAUGUGGACAAAACUAUAGGAUGUGGAGGCUUCGCAAAAGUAAAACUAGCAACACAUGUUGCAACAGGUGAAAAAGUCGCAAUAAAAAUAAUGAGUAAGACUGGACUUGGAGAUGAUCUUCCGAGAGUCAAACUGGAGCUAAAAGCACUCAAAUCUUUUGCUCAUCAACACAUUUGCAAGUUAUAUCAAGUUAUCGAAACUGAAACUCACUUUUUCAUUGUGAUUGAAUACUGCUCAGGGGGUGAACUUUUUGAUCACAUUGUUGAAAGAAAUCGCUUAAGUGAGUCUGAAAGUCGUACUUUUUUUAGGCAAAUUGUUUCAGGAGUAGCGUACUUACACAGCUUGGGUUAUGCACACAGAGAUUUGAAACCUGAAAACGUAUUAUUGGAUAAAGAUCAGAAUCUGAAAUUGAUCGAUUUUGGUUUGUGUGCGCGUCCUGAAGGGGGCAUGGAGAGUCCUCUGUUUACUUCAUGCGGUUCUCCAACGUAUGCAGCCCCAGAAUUAGUUCUAGGUAAACAGUAUUUGGGACCUGAAGUAGAUGUCUGGGCAAUGGGGGUACUUCUGUAUGCACUUCUUGUAGGAGCGUUGCCAUUUGAUGAUCUUAACAUUGAUAGUCUGUACAAAAAAAUCUUAAACGGAAAGUACGAAGAACCUACCUUCAUGUCGCCUGAAAGCCGUCGUUUUAUAAAAUCUAUGUUACAAGUAGACCCCAAAAAUCGUAUCACACUAGAAGAAAUCCUCUCCCAUACCUGGCUUACUUCGGGGUAUCUAGACCCUGUAGACUACACGUCAACAGACGCCAAAAAAUACGACAAAGAAUGCAUUAGCGUGAUGUCUUCUUACUAUGAAGUGAGCCCUGAGCGAAUGUGGCGACACUUGAAAAAAUGGAAAUAUGAUUAUCAUACAGCCACUUAUUUUUUACUGUUGUCUAAGAAAAAAAGGGGUGCUACUUUAAGAUUGAAUACUCUGCCUGCUCAAAUGUACUUAAAAAUGAGAAUUGAGGAUACUCCUAGGAAAGAUAAAACGCAGUUACAGCCACUAAUGAUAAUUCAGCCAGAUGAACUGAAAAAUAACGAACUUGUGACAACUCCAUAUUUUGAUUGUGAAGCUGAUGUUGAAGUUUGUACGCCUAAGAAAGCUGAAGAAACUUGUUCUAGUCCAAUUCAGUUUGUACAGCCCGCAAAACCUACAGGUGUUAGGAAGCCCCUGAAGAGAAUGAGGAGCCCUACUUUAGGUGGCGAAAAUUCUCCUGUUCCCGCUAAAAAAAUUUCCACGGACAAAUCCACGCCAAAAACGCCUGAAAGGAAGAGAAUUCAUGUGAAUUCAGAAACACCAGGAUCAGCUAGACGUGUCUUAGGAAGCAUAGAGAGGUCCUUACACAAGGUGCGCUAUGUGUUGACACCGAAAAAAACAGCUGCGGACGGUAUGACGGAGCCUGUGUUACUUAGUACCAAGGAUUUGUGCAACGUUUCAACCACGCAGUGUAAUGAUCCUGAAUACGUAAUUACGGAACUAUCCAAGGCUUUCCAGCGCAAAGGAUUCCACUGUGUCCGCAAAGGAUUUAUCCUACGAGGAAAAGUCGAAGCAAACGUGCUGCAUCCUUGCAAUGGUUGUUCUUUCGAGCUCGAAAUAUGUUAUCUUCCAUGUAUGGGACCAAGUACAAGAAGUCAAAGUUGCGAUACUCCACCCAAGUCCAUAUUAAAGAACGGACCCUUGAACUUUAGUACUCCAACGAACGCAAACUCGACUACUCCCAUAUCGGUCAAGAAAAGAGACAAAAAGAUCGAAUUGCUACACAAAGACAGACAUUUUGCGUUCGUCGGUAUUAAAAGAAAACGCCUAAAAGGAGAUUCUUGGUGUUACAAGAAAGUAUGUGAGGAAGUACUGGCAGUCACAACGAAGGAUUUACAACAGGUCACAGAGUCUACUGUGUGAUUUUAACAAAAAUUAUUUAUGUUUAUUAUACUCAUUGAAUGGUGGUGCGGAGAAUUUUGUCUUUAUUUAUAUGUAUAUCGGGAUUAUAGAAGUAAAAUAAAUAUUUUAA
Molecule: messenger RNA, 2230 nt
Organism: Zophobas morio
Lineage: Eukaryota; Metazoa; Arthropoda; Insecta; Coleoptera; Tenebrionidae
Product: maternal embryonic leucine zipper kinase-like
Exons: 8
Coding region: 154-2121 (655 amino acids)
Biological process (GO): intracellular signal transduction; protein phosphorylation
Cellular component (GO): cytoplasm
Molecular function (GO): ATP binding; protein serine/threonine kinase activity
Source: RefSeq, a predicted model, not a curated record